AUGUUUGGCAUGAAUACUGGUCCUGAGUACCUGCAAAUGCUGCAGUUGGAAAAGAAAACUGGAAAAACUUUGAACAAUAAGAUCCCCAAUAAUCUGGCAGAUGGACCAAGUAAAUUCUCUAUGAAGCAUUUCCUCAGGAAAACAUUCAAACACAUUCAGCGCUAUUUCUACAACUUUCAAUACCGAAAUAACCAAUCAGAAGUAGUCUUUUUGAUGAUAGGAGGAGAAGGCCCACAAGAUAUCGGAUGGGUUUCCUAUGAGAAUUAUCCAUUUGUGAGCUGGGCAAAGGAGUUUGGAGCUAUGAUGUUCACUCUGGAACACCGCUUCUAUGGAGAAAGUCGUCCUACUCCUAAUCAGUCCGUGAAAAAUCUUCGCUAUCUGAGUAGCCGUCAAGCACUUGAAGAUAUUAAGUACUUUAUUGAAUGUAUGAACGCGAAAUAUAGAUUGAAGAAUCCAAAAUGGAUAGCGUUUGGUGGAUCAUACCCAGGUACAUAUCUUGAAACGCUUCUCAUUACCUAA
Strongylus vulgaris is the source of this 519-nucleotide messenger RNA. Lineage: Eukaryota; Metazoa; Nematoda; Chromadorea; Rhabditida; Strongylidae. The record is from the annotation of a GenBank genome assembly.